Messenger RNA from Zygotorulaspora mrakii, 1329 nucleotides. Its product is annotated as agmatinase. The coding region runs from base 1 to 1329 and encodes 442 amino acids. The transcript has a single exon. The record is from RefSeq and is a predicted model, not a curated record. Lineage: Eukaryota; Fungi; Ascomycota; Saccharomycetes; Saccharomycetales; Saccharomycetaceae. Gene Ontology annotation, molecular function: metal ion binding; agmatinase activity.
AUGAAGUUUUCAGAAAAUUGCCUUCUGUUGGUUUCAGCGGCUUCCGCAUGUGCUUUCUCAAUCUCAGAACAAAUUUCUCUCAGCUGUAAUUGUAAAGAUUCCGAAGCGGCGACUGCUAAACCGACAGUUAACAAGUCAUUUUUAGAUUCUUAUUUUGGUAAUUUUCUGGACGGCGUCGCUGAAGAUUUUAUGUCCAUGACUAAGGACAAACAUGAGCCUCUUCCGCUAGCAGAUCACUACCGCGCCUUAGCUGUUCAUGAUGAGUAUGAAUAUCCAGACCCCAAUGAUCUAAGAGACAUCAAUGGCUCGGCAGUCCUUUAUCGUGGUGGAGAAUUUGGAUAUAUUGAUACUUUUGCUCAUCUUCCAUUGGUCAGCUGUUUUGAUCCUGAUCUGUACGAAGAGGAGCCUUUCGAUAUUGCUAUCAUCGGUGCCCCAUUUGACUCGGGAGUCUCGUACAGACCGGGCGCUCGAUUUGGGCCAUCGGGGAUUAGACUUGGAUCGAGAAGAUUGGCACCAGCUUAUUCGGUGUAUAACGAAAAACUAAACCCUUAUAAAAAUUGGGCAAGAAUUGUUGAUUGUGGAUCCCCUCCUGUAACACCUCUUGAUAACAGAAUCGCCAUUGAUCAAAUUUACAGAGCCAAUAGAGCCGCAGGAAAGCAUGCUGUUACGGAAGAGAAUAAGUCCAAACACCCCAAGAUCUUCACGCUCGGUGGCGAUCAUACUAUUACUUUACCAGCUAUCAAAGCUGCAUACGAGAAUUGGGGGAAGGUUUCCGUCAUCCAUUUCGACUCUCAUUUGGAUACAUGGAAUCCAUACUACUUCGGCGGAAACGUCACAGAUUACCAGUCUUUGAAUCAUGGGACAUACUUGCAUUGGGCACAUGAAAAGGGACUUUUGACGGAUACUUCCAUUCAUGCUGCGAUUAGAGGUCCCUACCCUGGAAAAAGAGAUGUGGAGCACGAUAUCAGCUGUGGAUUUGACAGAAUAUUGGCGAGAGACAUCGACAGAAUCGGCACUGAUGGAAUAAUUAGGAAAAUCAAAGAAAGGGUUGGAAAUGGUCCUGUUUAUAUUACUGUGGACGUCGACUCAAUGGAUCCCUCCGUAGCUCCUGCCAGUGGGACUGUCGAACCAGGUGGAUGGACAUCUCGGGAAUUGCUCACCAUUCUUGACGGAUUAGAGGGCCUCAACGUUAUAGGAGGAGACGUUGUCGAAGUUUCCCCACCCUUCGAUACUGCUGCAGAAAUCACUUCCAUUGUUGCCGCCCAAGUUGCCGACUCCAUUAUCUCACUGAUGGUUUUACAAGGCGAGUCCUCAAUUGGUGAAAACUGA